Molecule: messenger RNA, 2074 nt
Organism: Syngnathus typhle (broad-nosed pipefish)
Lineage: Eukaryota; Metazoa; Chordata; Actinopteri; Syngnathiformes; Syngnathidae
Gene: gpr19
Product: G protein-coupled receptor 19
Exons: 2
Coding region: 285-1529 (414 amino acids)
Biological process (GO): G protein-coupled receptor signaling pathway
Cellular component (GO): plasma membrane
Molecular function (GO): G protein-coupled receptor activity
Source: RefSeq, a predicted model, not a curated record
UAUUUGCAUGGAUGUGUAUACGUAUGUGUGUAACGCGCCUUUUCCAAUUUGGGUGGGCGUUCCUUUUGAGGGGGGCCGGGUUAUGCCCCCCUCACACAUGACUUGGUACGUCCCAGGAACGCUCUUCCUCCUCUUCAUCUUCCUCCUCCAGUGAUCAACACACGCGCGCGCACGGACACGAUGGACCCAAGUCGCCUCGUCCUCCUUUUUGUCAUCUUCAUCUCCCGCUCUGAGGGCUUUAUCGGUUAUCAGCUAUUUUGAAUCAUUGUGCGGCUCGCUUGGAGAUGGUGUACUCGUGGGCUAACACGGAGGCCAUGGAGCACUCGCUGUUUGCGCCGGCCUUCUCGUACCCGGCGGCGUCCUUCAACUACUCUGAGAUGGAGAACGGCACGGCGGCGGCACCCGUGCCCUCCGGCAUCCCGGCGAGCUCCCCCCGCGCCCGGGCGGCCGAGGACGGGCUGACGUCGGGCGAGGUGGCGGCACUGGCACUGGUGUUGGGCGCGCUGUGGCUGCUGUCUGUCUUGGGCAACGCGCUGGUGUGCCUGGUAAUCCGCCGCAGCCGGCGAGCGCAGUCCACCACCAACUACUUUGUGGUGGCCAUCGCCUGCGCCGACCUGCUGCUGAGCGUGGGCGGCGCCCCCCUGGUUCUGGUGCAGGUGGCGUGGGGGCGCUGGCCCUUGAGCGCGGCGGCGUGCGCGGCCACCCGCUACGUGCAGCACCUGUGCCCCGGCGUGCAGGUUUACGUCUUGCUGUCCAUCUCGGUGGACCGCUUCUACACCAUUGUGUACCCGCUCAGCUUCAAGGUGUCCCGCGAGAAGGCCAAGAAGAUGAUCCUGGCGUCGGCUUUGCUGGCCGCCGCCCUAGCGGCGCCGUGCAUCUUCUUCUACGGCGCCGCCGCGCCGCCGGCCGACAGUCACCACUGCCUCUUCUUUCUGCCCGACAGCCGGGGUGGCGUGUGGUACGCCGCUGCCCACUUCCUGCUGGGCUUGGCUCUCCCGGCGGCGCUCAUCGCUUCCUUCUACCGGCGGGUGGUCGGCCACAUCUGGAGGUUCGGGGCCGACGGCCACGCGGUGCGGCGCAGCAUGAACACGGUCCCUCGCACCAAGGUGAAGACCAUCAAGAUGUUCCUGGUGCUCAACUGGCUCUUCUUUGCGACGUGGACGCCUUUCUACCUGGCGCAGCUGUGGCACCCGCAAGAGGAGGCCGGGCGGCGCCGGGGGCUGCUCUUCUUCGCCGCCGUGGCCUGGAUCUCCUUUGGCUCGGCCGCCUCCAAGCCCACCUUGUACUCGGUCUACAACGCCAAUUUCCGACGUGGCAUGCGGGAAACCUUCUGCAUGUCUUCGGUCAAGUGUUACCGCGGCGACGCCUACACCAUCACCGCCAGCUCGCACUUGGCCAAGAAGAACUACGUGGGGGUGGUCAACACGCCCGUCAACGCCAAGGACGCCGGCGCCACCUUUGCAAGCUUCCGGCGCGUCGCCAAAGACCAGAAGAAACUGGCCUGGGCCACCCACAAUACUUUUGUGUAACGCGCUCAGCCGAGGCAGCGGGGCUGGCAAAACCCAGGGCGUUAACGUGGGGCUUGACGGCGCUUUUGGGGCGGGCCUCGACGGUAUGCCCAACAAAGAGUCGGCCUCUCGGAAGGCCCCCGAUGGACUAAGCUUUCCAAAGGGCCAGCUCGUGCGCAUAUUGCUUUAUGGGUAAACGUAGACGGAAAAUCCAUUGACAGUGACUUUUUGUAUUGCUGGCGGUAACUCAUUGUUUUCAAGGAGAAGCAAAUGUGUUGUCUGUCAGGGGUGUUUUUGUUUUUUCGGUCACGUUUCGACUGCCUUUUCUCAAGAUCCAAAUUCCAUGUUCAUGUGGCUUCUCCGUGAAAACAAACCCAAAUGCAUCUUGGGGUGGGGUGGGGUGGGGGGCCUUGGCUUCUUCUUUUCACGCUUCACGUUCCACUUAUCUUGUCGCUCGGGCGGGCGCCACAGUCAAGGGAGCUGAGAUUUUGCAUUUCCAUGACUGUGUGUAGAACGUUUCGAUUUUGUCGUCAUCUUUCACAAGAAAAGCCCACAUUUCGUUUCAA